GAAGGUUGUAAGGUAGGAGUUUCUUCUAAAUUUUCCGCACGAUGGUCCCAGCCUAGUGCUAACUUGACUGCUUGGUCGAAUGCAAUACUUAUCUGCACUCUCGCUGAAAGAGCGACGAACUCCUUCUAGGAGAUUAGAUCUUCUCGCAGUUGCUAAAAUUAUAUAUAAUCGCUUUACUACUACGAUCACUUUACUAUUCUGGAUUGCGAACAAAUACUUGCUCCUUUAAUACAAGCGUCCCGGUAGAACAAAUGAGCUGAGCAUUGCCCACACCUUGCUGUUACUCUAUAAUGGUGCAAACGUAUCGCACUAGUUUUGCAGUGCUGGAUACCCUAGAUUAUACCGUCAACGAUGAAAAAAAUAUAGAUUGAUACACAAUGAAAAAAAUACCGCUGAGCUGAUAUCAUUGCUGAGCUGGACGAGCUGGCCACUUGCACUUUCAGGCCGCUAUUGAACACGACAGAGGCAAAAGCACACGGCGCGAAAAAUUACUAUGUAUAAGUGUUAGGAAUUCUGAACACAUUCACAGCAUACGAAUAGCGGUCGAGUUCGCGUCUUUCUGUUUGGAAUGAUUCAGAACGGAGUACUGAUUCACAUCUGUAUACAGGUGGUGUUUCAAGAUGGAUUGAUUCGUUUGGUUUGGUCAACCAGACCACAAAGACGACGAGACGACUAAGCUAAACGGUUAGGAUCGUUACUGUGCUGAAGAUCAAGAUCGAUGGAACCACGCAGGGGAGCUUGAACACGCAUUGCAUGCUGUGUGCAUAAAGCUCUAGUCAACAUUCCCCCCCCCAAGCGCAAGCCGUUUUUCGAAAAUCGCAGCAAGUAAAAGCUGUACGACAAAAUCACCACCAGAAGCUUGCAAUGAAAAAGCAAAGCAGAAUGGUGGAUCACAAAUUUUUCUUUCAAAAGCGAUCAGGAUGGCUACGGCAUGAAAAAGCGCAAGGGGCUCCGGCGUAUAUAAGUUCCUUUCUAAGCCCAAAGGUCUUCAAGUGAAAAGAAGAGACCGGGCACGCCUACCACUGUGAAACAAGCGUCGACCUCCUCAGGGUCUUCAGACACUUUCACUUUCCUCUUGUUCGUCAUGUGCGGAUUGUGGUGGAAGACGUGAUCUCGAACGUCACGAGGCACGUUGUUCUUUGUGAGGCAAUCAGCUUUCAUGUGCUCAGUGGGACAGAACUUAAUCUUUUCGCAUUCAUCCGCAACUUUGUGGUAGCGCAGGGCAACGUGGCGGCUACGCGGGCGCUGUGCAUCGCCUGGCGUCUUGGCGACCGUGAUGGCGGUCUGAUUGUCCAUCCAAAGGUCUUCGCUAGCAUCGCGAUCUUCAAGAAAACCCUUGAAGGUGCAUGUCUCGGACAUGAUCAGUCCAUCAGAGCCAGCUACAAACUCUGCUUCGAAUGUGGAAUGCGUUCUGACCGAUUGGCGCGCGGUCUUCCACACGAUGGGGGCGCCUCUGUAGUACAGCAGAGCGCCAGACGUGCUUUUCAACGUUACAAAACAAGAUGCAAAACUUGCGUCGGUGAAGAGAUUCCAGUCUUUCAACUUUUCUCCCUUUUGCAGAAGUGAUCCGUAUACCUGCUUGAACUUUUGUUCGUUCUCGGGUGAGUAGUCGAUGCCUACGUCUUCGGUGUGAAUGACAUAGCGCAAAACUUUCUUUACGCAUGCGACUAUUGCUUUGGUGCAGGGCUUGCUUGCUACCUUUGCGAGGCAGUUAACGGGCUGCGCGAUGUCGGGCCUACAAAUCGUUACACACCAUUGCAGGGCACCUACAGCUUCCCGCAACGGGAAUUUCACUUCGGGCGAGGCGGUAUCGUACAGAGCUGAUUCGGUGAAGCAUGGAUUGUCAACUUUCUUACAACCAACCAUGCCAAACUUCGGAGCUAGUUUUGUUCGGAUGUAACUCUGCAUGCAAAUACGUACUUUGUACUUGUUCGGGUUGUAGUGGACAUCUGCACCGAGCUGAUCAUACAAAAGAUCGCCAUUUGGUUGGUGUUCGGGCUCAAUGAUCUUGCCAGGAAACUCUUUCAAAAUCAAACUGACUUCAUGCCUAAGCUCGUGCUCGUCCGGGCCUGUUGCGGUGUUGUCAUCUACAUAAACUCCCAUCUUCAUAUACUUACUGAACUUCUUGUAACUCUGGAAGUUGUUGCCUGUGGCCUUGGAGAGCUUUCUCCACAACCCUUUUUCUGUUGACUGUGUCCAACCGAGACUGACUAACUUCUUUUCGUAGUGCUUUGCCCACAGCCUCGGGGAUUGUGGUAACCCAUAAAGGGCACGAACUAGCUUCCGAAUACCAUCGUCGUUUUGCUCACGCCAUUCCUUUGGCAGACGAAUGAAAAUUUCCGAAUCGAUCAAGCUCUGUACGAAUGCGUUGUCAAUGUCAAACAAAAUUAUGGCAUCACCAUGCGCGGCGGCAUCGAUCAGCAGGUAGCGCGAGGCUCCAAAGCUGAUUACGGGCGCGUAAACUUCUAACUCACCGCCGGGCUUGUAGAGAUUACCUAGGACGACAGCACGGCACUUGAACUUGCCACAGCGCUUGCGGCUAAGCACCAAUGCUAUCGGGACCACGCCUGUGGUCUUAGCGCGUUCUAACUCUUCUGGAGUAGGCACUCUCCACGUCUGAAACGCCUCAAGCUUGCACUUCUCGAGGGAUUUGGCUUCUAACCAGUGCGGCGCAUCUGGCGAGCUCAUCGCGGCAACGUUCGCGAACUGUGGAAGUGCUUCGACUAACUCUUCACCCUCUUCGAAAUCGUCUACGACGCUGUCACAUACAUAACAAUCAUUGAUCACUUCUGCAAAGUCGGCAUAAAACGCAUCUGAGUUCUCGGCUUCGGACAAUUGCUGCUUUGUUCUUCGCGUGCGUUGCGUUUUGUCCUUUGCCCCUUUGGGCCUACCGCGCGGGCGCUUGGUCUUUUCGCGACCAAAGACCACUUCAGGGUCUGGCUCAUGGUGUUCAACCGUGUUCCGGGCGGGCGCGCGCGAUGAAACUGAAUCAGGUGCGGAAUGCGGAUUUUGUACUUGCGAAUUGUCACCACUGGCAUGCUGAUUUGACUGAAGAUUGAUGUCUUUGAACGAGGCAGAGGAUGCGUUAUGAGCGUGUUCUUGUGAAGCUGCUUUCUCGACUUCUAAAAGUGGCAGGGAGUUGGACCCGCCAACCCCCCCAGAACCUGAGACCUCUGAACCACCCGGAUUUUUGCGCACAGGAGCACAAUCCCGAUCAGAACCAACCACCCGGGCAUUGUCCUUCGAGCCACAGAUAGUCUGCAGGAGCUGGUCGUCUGAAACUACGACGCCACCGCGGUACCCUGGGCGUAGAGAGUCAACAUUGUCGAUCAAAACUGACUCGACAAACUUCACGGCGUUUGUUUCGUAAACUGCCCAGCGCAAAGCGCCGGCCUUGGAGUAUCGAUCAUCCUUAACGUAAGUUCCAACUAGAUAGCAUGAGGACUGAUCGCAAUACCCAAGAAAGACUCCUUUCGUGUACUUCUCUACAAGUUUCUUGACCCCUUCUACUGGUUGUCUCAGGAAAUAAGCGAGGCAACCGAAGCGACGCAUCCUGGAGUCAAAAUUCGAAGUCUUCAAUAUCUCAUCGGGCUCUUGGGGUUCUGUGCGAGAAACUUUCCGGUCAUUUUGCAGUGACUUCCUCUGUCGACAAGCUUCCAAAGGUGAGAGACCAUUGAACUGAGGGGCGCGCUUGUAGAAUUUCCGCUGUAAGCGAUUCCACGUGUAUACAAAGUAAGAAGCGGCAUAAUCCCAAAGUCUCAAGUCGACACCCACUAGAUUAGCCCUUAAACCGGGACCCAGAGUACCCAUGAAGCGUUCGCACACACCAUUCUUCUGUGGUACGUAUGGGACUGAGUGCUGCCGAAAAACGGAGAGCGCUUGGAGCGUAUCCUCCCACUUCUUUGCUCUGAACGUGGGGUCGUUGUCACUGCGGACAAACCAUACGACCUUAUCUGUCAAGUCGAUGCUGUCCGAUGCGCGAAGUUGCUUGAUUAGCCGUUCUACGACUGCGUAGGCCUGAUCUUUGUGCUUCAACUUGAACUCAAACACACGCGCAACAGCAGGGCAAAUGAAAAUCAAUAGCCAUGAAUUGCCUGUCAAGCUGACGGGUUUGACUGGACCCCAAAAGUCAGCAUCAAGUUGCUUUAGCGGUGUUGGAUCAGAGUACUUCUGUGGUCGUUCUUUCCUAGCACCUGACCUGCCACCCUUUGCGAGGGCGCAUUCAGGGCAAAACACCUCUUCACCUGGGACAUGGAUGUGGCCACGUCUUCGGUGUCGGUCUAACUUGGACAAGUAGCAUAAAUGCUCAAAAUCCUCUACGCAGUCGGCCAAGGCAUCUCCAGUGAAAAUAGAAGCAGACUCAUCGAGCUGUCCUACGCGGCGCUUUUUGCAGCAGUUGGAUAAGCAAUCAGGUGUGAAAAGAUUGCAACCAAAACGCGACGCAGACAAAGCGUCUUCCUCUGACAAAACCUCUUCAAAUUCUCUGCAGUAUAAAGCCACACCCGUGCCGAAAAGCUCACCAUCAGGCAAAAAUGGUAAGUCAGGCGGGUUAUUUUCUAAUGGCACUGCGACAUCUGCGAAUCUUGAAACUAUCUCAGACUUGGCUACUGCUUUUGGUUCUAGCUUUACUGACCAACCCAUUGCGUUCAGGGUGGUUGUAGGUAAAAGGCGGCGCACGGGCAAAGCGCUGUGAAAAAUACCUACUGAGUAACCAAGUCGAUUCGUCUUCAGCCUACCUAUCCUUGGAGGAUUUUUCGCUUGCAAAGUGCCUCCGACUCCAUUGAUUUUCACAGGAUUGGAGCGAAAGGACACAAAAUCGCUAAGCACACUCGACACGUAAUGAGUAGUGCCACUGUCGAGGAUAUCCCUGUUUGUCCUCUGUUUUCUUUCCUCUGCCGAACCUUCAUCCAAAAUGGAUUUGUUGAUCUUGCACUCUAUAAUCGGCAUUGAUUGAUCGAUCUUGCACAGUAACGAUUUUUGAUUGUAACUAGUAGCAUCGUGACUUGUGUAAAAGCACGAAUAGUAGUUGUCGUCGUCAUCAAAUACAUCGCUCUUUUCAUCAGUGUUCUUCGACACAUCAACGAAAUUUGAUUCCAACUCAACAUCGAUUUUUACAUCGUGAUUUGAAUCCAUCAGCAUCGAUUUAUCAUCGACAUCAUCAGCAGAAUCGUGGUCCUUAUGUCACCACUUGCGACCCUUCUGGUGAGACUUGUAGCCACCUUUCUUCACGCCGUGUUUGCCACCGCCCUUGCCACCACCACCGCCCUUCUUGUGGUUGUUGCCGUAGUUGUUCGCGGGUGGUGGGGCAGUGUUCUUCUCCUGUUGGCGUUUCUUGCGAUAGCAGUAGUGAACGUCAUGUCCUGGACGUUGGCAAUACGUACACCAGAGGCCUCCUUGAUUCUGCGCGUUGUUACCAUAGGGCUGAUUUCGAUUCGCAUAGGUAUUGGAAUUGUAGUUUUUGUUGUUGUGUUUUCCCUGUCCUUUGUGACCCUUAUUCAUCAUAACUAAAGCGGUUUGGUUAUUGAUGGAUUGACACAUCAAUUGCUGUUCGAAGGUCGCGCCUUCCGGUGCGACGAUGAAGUUGGAAUUUUUGUUGGAAGAAGAAGAAGCAGAUGAUGACGAUGCACCAGCAAGAAACGCAUUGGGGUUUGCGUUCGCGGGGGCGACGUUCGAUCGUGCUAAAUGCAAAGUCGCUUGCUGUUCCUUUUCAAUAUUCAUUCUGCCUGAUUUGAUGAAAUCCAUCACCAUUGCCAGUCCUUCUUUCUCCCAAGUCGCAGUAGUACUGUUCAAGUUUCUGAUCUCCGCCAUGAUUGUCUUCAUGCAAGUCGGGUCAAGUCGGAAUUUGAGGACAUCCCACAUCUGACGAUUGAUCGCAGCCGCAUCUGGGUAUCUGUCUUUCAGAAGGAGGAUUUUGCUGUACUUUUCUGCGUAGAUCCAAAUAGAAAAAUCUCCAUCCUUCUCCAUGUCGUAGCAGACAGUAAUCAAUUCGUUGUUGGUUGUGUCACUGUCAAUUGAAGAUGCUUUCUGAUCCCAGUGCGAUGACAGAAGGAAGUAACAUUUUACAAAACCCACUGUCUGGCUGUUCGUGAUCAAUUUUGCUGCGUCGUCUUGCAAUGCAUUCAAAAAUGUGGACUCGAGGGAAAACACAUCUUGCUUUUGCUGUGCUGUCAAACCAGGCUGAACAUUUUGAAAGUUCGUCUGCUGGGUGUUGUCGUUCAAAAUUGCCUGCCAUUGUGCGUCCAAUUCCAAUACCAUGCUCAUCAUCGAUUUGAUUUUAUGCUUCCACAUCGUCCAGCCCUCGGAGUUCUUUAUCUCCGGGCAGAUGAUCUUCCGAUCUACCGUCGGCAUACCGUCGGGAUUCGUAAAUCAAUCUAUUCCAAAGAGAGAUUUUUGCGUGUAGAUGCCGAUGGUGUUCCGACGGAAAAAUUUGGACUUGUGGAUGGCGAAGUUGUUCGUUGGCUCGCGAUUACCGGUCUCACCGGCGGCACCAAGUGUGAAUCAGAAUGUUAGGAAUUCUGAACACAUUCACAGCAUACGAAUAGCGGUCGAGUUCGCAUCUUUCUGUUUGGAAUGAUUCAGAGCGGAGUACUGACUCACAUCUGUAUACAGGUGGUGUUUCAAGAUGGAUUGAUUCGUUUGGUUUGGUCAACCAGACCACAAAGACGACGAGACGACUAAGCUAAACGGUUAGGAUCGUUACUGUGCUGAAGAUCAAGAUCGAUGGAACCACGCAGGGGAGCUUGAACACGCAUUGCAUGCUGUGUGCAUAAAGCUCUAGUCAACAAUAAGGCAAUAGCGAAAGCCAAAAUUUAACACUUCUAUUGUGAUUUUCAUCUUCCGUUGAAUACUUCUCUUCACAUGAUGAGUAUCAAUCAUGAAGAUCCAACAGGGAUCCGUACGCACCUGCGUGUGGUGUUGGAGCCAUUAGUACACGAAACCGGACGACUAUAUCUUAUUCUCGUAGAAGCGAAAAAACAAAAAGAUGAAAAAGCGCAUCAAUAAG
This is a messenger RNA of Amoebophrya sp. A120, 7003 nucleotides long. The record is from the annotation of a GenBank genome assembly. NCBI's taxonomy places the organism in Eukaryota, Dinophyceae, Syndiniales, Amoebophryaceae.